UAAUGCUAAUAUGAUAUAAUAUUGUAACAUUGUAGUAUUAAAUUAUAUAAUAUAAUAAAAUAAAUAUUUUCAAUAAAACAAUAAUUAUGUGGGUCCGAUAAAUUCAAAUCGCGUUACAUUCGAGCUGUCACUUGUGCGUACCUACAGUUUUAACUCGACAAUUCGGGGUCGUUGACCAAUCCGUCUUAUCUAACAACGCGAUAUUAUGUAAUUUUUAAAAUUUACGUCAGAUCAACGAAAUCGGUCUAUUUUAUUUUCUCUCGAUCCGUCUCCAAACCGUAUAAUAUAGCGUACAGAUAAUUAAUAUAUAUCACUCAUCGGACCACGGAUCAUCAUGGACUUGUCCAAUAGUCGUAUAACUGGUAUAUUUAUAUUAAUCGUAAACUUGCAGCUAACCGAUUACGUUUUGCUACGAGAACUCAAAAAACGACCACAUAUUGUUGUAAUCGUUGCCGAUGAUUUGGGUUGGAAUGAUGUUGGAUUUCACGGAUCUAUACAGAUACCUACGCCAAAUAUCGAUGCACUUGCUUAUAACGGUGCAAUAUUGAAUCGUCAUUAUGUCCAGCCAACUUGUACUCCAUCGAGGGCUGCUUUGCUUACCGGAAAAUACCCGAUUCGUUAUGGUCUUCAAGGUCCACCCAUUGCUUCUGGAAAAGCUUCAGCACUUCCAACGAAUGAAAAAAUUUUACCACAAUAUCUGAAAGAGUUGGGAUAUUCAACACAUUUGGUUGGAAAAUGGCACUUGGGUCAUUACCAAAAACGUUUCACUCCCACAAAAAGGGGAUUCGACAGUCAUUUCGGCUACUGGAACGGGUAUAUUAGUUAUAGAAACAGCACACACGCUACGCGAACAAUGAGUGGUAUCGAUGCCAGGCGUGGGUUCGAAAGGGCGGGAAAUGAGAUGGACCGCGAUCGGUAUGCAACUGAUGUUUUUACAGAAGAAGCUCGUAAAAUCAUAGAAUCAAGUAAACGGGAAAACACUGAGAUGUUUUUGAUGGUAAGUCAUUUGGCCGUUCAUUCAGGAAAUAGUGGACCAAAUCACUUGGAAGUCUUGAAUAAAACCUACAAUGACGAGGCAUUCGGUUAUAUUGAAAACGAAAACAGAAGACUUUAUGCAGGCAUGGUGACUUCUUUGGACGACUCUGUUGGAAAAAUAAUCGAAUCACUACAUGAACACGAAAUGCUAGAAAAUUCUAUUGUAGUGUUUAUAUCAGACAACGGUGCGCCUACGGAUGAUCCGUUAUGGGGUCAUGAUAACUUUGGAUCAAAUUGGCCUUUAAGAGGGAAAAAAGCAUCAGUACUUGAAGGCGGAGUUCGUGGGGUUGCUGCGAUAUGGAGUCCAUGGUUGAAAGAAAAAAACACUGUUUCCAAUAAUUUAUUUCAUAUUACUGAUUGGUUGCCCACUUUAUAUACAGCUGCAGGCGGGAAUUUUGAAGACUUAGGUAAAAUUGAUGGUGUCAAUCAGUGGAAAAGUUUAACUGAUACUUCAAAACAAGUAAGAUCAAAGAUUUUAAUCAAUAUAGAUGAGACAAGAGGAGAGGAAGCCUUGAUUUUCAACCAAUGGAAAGUUGUGAAAAGUAACCGUACGAGUAACAUGGUCUUCAACCUCAAGUACGCCGGGGAUCCUGGUAACGCAGGGCCGAAAUAUAAUAUGUCCGGUGUGGUGGCAAGUACCGUUGGUAAACGACUAUCAAAAAUCAAUUGUUUGACCCAAGACAGUUGCAUGAACGCGUCAACGGCGCGAGAUGUGUUUUACGUUUCCCGUUCACUGGCUAAAGUUGACGGCCAAACUUGCCCAGAGCGUGUAUCCAACCCAAAUCCCGACCAACAGUAUGAAUGUUUUGACGGAUACUGUCUCUUCGAUAUCCUCCAAGACCCCUGCGAGUAUCGAAAUGUGGCCAAACAGAACCCCCAAACGCUGGACGCGACGAUCCACAUGCUGGAACAGUUCAAAAAGGAAAUGACGAUGCAAGCACCUGAUCCGAUAAUUGAUCCCGAUGCGGAUCCUCGUCGAUUUGCCGGAUAUUGGGAACCUUGGCUGGAACCUUUCGACAAAGCUUAGAGAGAAUUUCCGUAAUAAUUUGUUAUUAAUUUAAUAUUACGCCGUUUUUGUAUGAAUAUUAUAAUUGUGUAGGUAAUUAUAACAUAUACAUAAUAUUUUAAUAAUUAUAAUUUAUAAUAAGAAGAACAUGUAGUACUUGGGCUAUUACCUAAUAAUAUUGAAAACAAUAUAUGUUUCAAUAAUCAUAAUUAAAAAAAAUCAAGCAUGUGUGAGCCCACCAUUACACUCUGGGGAAGUAAAACGUCUUUCAUAAGUAUUGGGGCCCGUGAAAUUAUAUGUGAAUCAGGGAGAGAAUGAGAAAAUCAAUACAAAAAAAAAAUAAACGUGCACGCCGCCGACGCCGUGCAUGACUUGCAAAAUAAAUAAAUAAACAAACGUGUCGUUUCAUUUUUCUUCCACCCACACGAGAAAGAAGUUUUACUUCAAUAUUAUUAUUACAUUCAAUAACAUUAAUGUAAUAAUAAUAAUUGAUAAACGUUUGGAAGAAAAUAUAAUUUAAUUA
Molecule: messenger RNA, 2564 nt
Organism: Acyrthosiphon pisum (pea aphid)
Lineage: Eukaryota; Metazoa; Arthropoda; Insecta; Hemiptera; Aphididae
Product: arylsulfatase B
Exons: 10
Coding region: 335-2062 (575 amino acids)
Molecular function (GO): sulfuric ester hydrolase activity
Source: RefSeq, a predicted model, not a curated record